AUGACUCAGUCAAUCCAAGGUUUGGUCAGCCUGUACUUCAACAUCGCACGUGCGGACAAAAUGGGCAAGGAGGGUCGCAAGGAGUUCUAUAAGAUAAGCGACCCUAUCGAGGCAAGCAAGGCCUUUGCCGAGAUCGCCGAUCUGACAUACGGGGUCAUGUCAUCCAGCUUGGCUGGCUACCUCGAGACUCCCAAAUACUUCACGAACACCUAUAGCAAGAACGUGGCCAAAAAUAAGUUCAAGACCGUCUUCACCAAAGACAUCUUUGCAGGCUUUGGACUGGGCAAGCAGGCCUUGGACGAGAUCGCCACAUUUAUCCAAAACUACCUCGCUGCGAUUGGCAAAAUCCAGGUCAACAGCAGUUCCACCAGCAAUGUGCGGAGUUUUGCCAAUAGCACGAACACGGUCGUCAAGUUAGACAUCCUCGGCGAUGGCCAGCACAUCGUCUACCAGCCUCAUGUUCAUCUCGUCUAUAUGAAAAUCGAUCACGAGGCUUUCAAGAUCGCCACCAAAACUUGCUUCAGCGAGACGGAUACUGAGCGAUUCACAUUCUACAUGACCUAUACUGUUGUCCAGGCGGAUGUCAACUACCUCAUGAUGCAGCAGAACAAAAAGAAACUAGACACGAUUUUCAACAGCCUUACCCAAGACAAUCUCGACAAGCCCAAACAGAACUUGCAGGAAUUCUCAAAGGAGCCUGGUAUUUCUCAAGAAACAGUGAACGAUCAGUUCUAA
Messenger RNA from Penicillium hordei, 735 nucleotides. RefSeq lists its product as uncharacterized. The record is from RefSeq and is a predicted model, not a curated record. Bases 1 to 735 code for a protein of 244 amino acids. The transcript has a single exon. NCBI's taxonomy places the organism in Eukaryota, Fungi, Ascomycota, Eurotiomycetes, Eurotiales, Aspergillaceae.